Messenger RNA from Procambarus clarkii (red swamp crayfish), 13033 nucleotides. Lineage: Eukaryota; Metazoa; Arthropoda; Malacostraca; Decapoda; Cambaridae. The record is from RefSeq and is a predicted model, not a curated record.
GAACAUGUAGAGUUAGCGACACAGAUAGAUGUAGAGUUAGCGACGCAGGAAUAUGUAGAGUUAGCGUGGACAUGGACACGGGAACGUGUAAAGUAAGAAUCCCAUGUUGACGGAUGAAGGAGAGUGUGUAGUGACGGAUGACAGAAUCUGGAGAGAUAGGAUAUUGUCCAGGAUGUCAUCCACAUGUUCGUAGAACUUGUAUAUGGGAUGUGCGUGCGUGUGUGUGUGUGUGUGUGUGUGUGUGUGUGUGUGUGUGUGUGUGUGUGUGUGUGUGUUUGGAAGGCAUGUGGCGUUCGGUAUUAGGCAGCGAGCAGCGGUGGUGGCGGCGGCAGCGGCGGGUGUGUGUGUGUGUGUGGUGUGGGCGGCUGAGAGGAAGAGAGUGUGUGCGGUGUGAUACAUGGGCGGCAAUAAAUGAGUGUGGUGAGGAGGUGGCCGGGCGGCCCGCCCCGCCGCCGCCCUCUGCACCAAUGGUGGGCGGCGAGGUGCCAGGCUCCGCCCCCUGCCCUGGCCGCCAGGGGGCAGCAGCGGGCGACUAUGGACUAGCGGCGUUAGCGAGCGCGAACCAACAAGUCGACUCCAGUCUGAGAGAGACCCUCUCGCAGCGCACACAACGCCGUGUGUCGCCGCUGUGCCACAGUGUGUGUGUGCCAGACGCGCGUGCAGUGUGUGUGUGUCGGGCGGCCUGUACUAGUGUGACGUGGUGGCCCGUGUGUUGGCACCCCCAGGUGACCAUCACUACUAUAUCCCCCCCCCCCCCCCCCCCCUGUGACAACACUUAAGUGACAACUGUGUACGCCAUGCAGCACGCCCGCUGAUAACUGCUGUGACUACUGCUGCUGCUUCUGCUGCUACGCAGCGCCAAACAGUCGUGAAGGUGGCAGCGUCUGAGGGGAGUUCAGCCCCGGAGGUGGGCGGCGGGUGGGUGGGUGCGGGCGGAUUGGGCGGUUUCACCGUGGCUCCUCACCCUCUCCUGGGCAGCAUGGCGGCGCCAGGGCCUGACGCCCAAGGCGGCGCGGGGGGCGACACCCCCGGCAAGGACAUGGCAGCCCUACACAAUUUCCAAUCCAUGGAUUGGCUCUUCAAGAAGGAACGAAUCUUCCUCCUGGCUCAGUUCUGGCAACAGAGAGCGACGCUGGCGGAGAACGAAGUCCACACCCUCAAGGAACAGCUCGAGACGGUCAAGUGCCAGAAGGGCUUCAAGGAGAGCAACAACAACAACAAUAAUAACAACAACAACAUCAACAGUACCAACUCCAACCACAACAACAUCAACAACGGCACCGCCACCUCCACCACCUGCUCCACCACCACCACUACCACCACCACCACCACAGAGGCCGGCAACGACCUGGUCGACUCCUCAGAGGUCUCUGAUAGACCAGACAGAACUGGCAGAAAUACGCCAAUUGAGGAUAUGAUACAAUCAAAAGAAAAAGAGGUACGUGGAGCUUCGUCCUCAAGCUCUACCUCAUCUCUGAAACUUUUGGAAGCCGCAGAAGUGUCCAAGCUGGUCGAGGACAUCUCCCGGCUGCAGGCGGCGCUCUCCGGGGUCAAGGAGGCCACAGCCGCACAGAUGCACGCCAUGGAGGAACAACUCGAGCAGAAGAACAGACUUAUCCAACGACUCGAGUUUAAGUUGGAACACUCCAGCCUUGAGGAAGCCAAACGUGACCUCCACUGGGAUCAAACCAGCAAUCUCUGGGCAAGAUUCAGGCACCAUACACUCUCCACCGCGGAUACAGCGAACUGGUGGAGCGAGUUCUCGCAUUGUGAGGCACCACCAAGUACAUUUGGGCCAAGAACGAAUAUACGGGACGGCCGGCUGGGGCCAGAGGGUCUCUCUAUGCCCCCAAGAUCGCUGGAGACCCUGCUAGCGGACAGAUCUAAGGCCGAGCACGAUCUCAAAAUUCCUGCAUCGGAGUUCGGUAAGCAGUUUCACGAUGUCUAUGGACCACUGCCCCCGAUGAGCCAUGCCCACCUACACCCACCCCUGAGACCACACCUACCCCCGCCCCUCGCUCCUCCCCCAAUGGCCUCGCCCCUCCAGCCCCUGGCACCGCACCCCCCGCCUGGCACCCCGCUCCAUCACCUGCUGGGGGAGGAAUGGCGACGAUCGCUGGAAAGAUCAGCACAGGAACGUCACCACCUCACCUCAGGUCAAAUGUCACCGGACAGCGGAGGAGUCCAGAUGGAACGUUCGGACUCUAGGGAUUCUCCUCUGGGGGACAUCAACAUGAAGAGUCCUUCCUCGCUUGUCAAUGGCUUCCCGCACGAAACCAAAAGUCCUUUCCAGUCGAGGGACGACCGUUCGCCAUUUAAGGAGGAAAUCCCUUCACUGGCCUUCAAAUUUGAGGACCGAAUUACUGGAGAGUCUCUUAUCCCUAAGGGCGACCCUAUGGAAGCCCGGUUGCAGGAAAUACUAAGGUUCAACAUGGAGAAGUUCUGCCAGCAGAACCUCGACACACUCACUCUCGCCCGACGAGUGCGUGAACUCCUCUCUAUCCACAACAUUGGACAGAGACUUUUCGCGAAAUACGUCCUUGGGCUUUCGCAAGGGACGGUGUCGGAGCUCUUGUCGAAGCCGAAGUGUUGGGACAAACUGACGGAGAAGGGCAGAGACUCCUACCGCAAGAUGCACGCCUGGGCCACCGACGACAACGCUGUGUUCCUCCUCAAGUCUCUCAUCCCCAAGAAAGCUUGCCGUAGGAAACCCGAAUCAUGCCUGAUGCCUAAUGGUCUCUUAACAGGUUCGAAGGAGGCCGGCGGUGGAUAUCGUGGUCCUGACGACACUGUGACGGAAGAGAGGAUCCAACACAUCCUAAGCGAGGCCUCCAGGGCCAUGACAUCCACCUCGGUGCCCAACCAACCCGGCCAGCAGGACCAGGACUCCAGGAGCACCGACUCCAAGUCUCCGGCCAGCUCCACACACUCUCCCAGCAGUCCCUUGUCACGUGACAGUCGGCCGCGACUCAGAAAGUUCGACAACGACGACAUGCCGCAGGAAAAAGUGGCCAGAAUUUACCAGGAGGAACUCGUCAAAUUGAUGUCACGACCCCAAGAGCCUCCACUUCCCUUGCCGCGGGACCCGCAAUACCCGGGGAUCCUCUUCCCCUUCCUGGGUCAGUCACUGCUCUUCAACAGAUCUCCCGAGGAGGUGAAGCUCGCCCUCGAUGCCUACCACCAGGAGCUUAGCAAGCUCCAGGGCGGCACCGGCAUGGGUCUUGGCGCUGCUGGCCUCGGUAUGGGGGGCGCCGGAGGUCUGGGAGUGGGCGUAGGAGGCUCACUAGGCAUGGGUGUUGGUCUGGGUGCCGGAGGACUCCACAGUGGAGCGCAGGACCUCUCCUUGCCCAAGAGGGAACCACAGCGGAAUAUGGACGACGAAGACGAAGGUCGCAACAUGAGUGUGGCAUCGCCCUUCGGUCACAGCAGAUCAAAAGCGGAGACGAGUAAAAAGAUGUUGUGUCCUUGGCAGGUGAAGGAACAGCUGAGUCAGUACAGCAUCUCACAGCGGCUGUUCGGAGAGUCGGUGCUGGGGCUGUCACAGGGCUCCGUGUCUGACCUGCUCGCCAGACCCAAACCCUGGCACAUGCUUACUCAGAAGGGUCGUGAACCAUUCAUCCGAAUGAAAAUCUUCCUUGAGGACGACAACGCUGUGCACAAGUUGGUGGCCUCCCAGUACAAGAUCGCCCCAGAGAAGCUGAUGAGGACAGGAGGAUACACAGCCCCGCCCCUGUAUUUAGUCGGUGGGUGUCCACUACCUGGGGGUUUAGCGCCCCCUGGGUCUCGUCUCCCAGGGGGGUUGUCCACUACUGGCUCACCCACCCUUCCACCAUACACAAGUAGCAGCAAGCCACAGCACCACCUCAAACUCCCCGCAGACCUUCCUAAGAGCAUGGAGUCGCCCCUUCCGCCCGUGGGAAUACCCCCGUCUCUCGGCGGCUUACCCUUACCCACCCAUCACAUGUCCUUCGACGCCAGGAUGCCUCUCCUUGACCCGCUCAGAAAGGCGGGGAUGGGCGGUGUCCGCGCCCCGGGACCAGUGGCUCCCUCAGUGUACGAAAUGGCUGCGCUGACACAAGACCUCGACACGCAGGUCAUCACAACCAAGAUCAAGGAAGCUCUGCUAGCCAACAAUAUUGGCCAGAAGCUUUUUGGAGAGGCAGUGUUAGGACUGUCUCAGGGAUCCGUAUCAGAACUGCUAAGUAAGCCCAAGCCAUGGCACAUGCUUAGUAUCAAGGGUCGAGAGCCAUUCAUCCGCAUGCAGUUAUGGCUCAACGACUCCCGCAAUUUGGAGAAGCUUCAGCAGCUGAAGAACGAGCGACGAGAGGCCAACAAGAGGCGGCGUGCCCUAGACCCCACUGUCGAAGUGUCACAGGAUUCUCAGGACGUUUUCCAGGCUCCUUCACCAGGAGGUUCCUCAAAGAAACAACGUGUAUUAUUUUCAGAGGAACAGAAGGAGGCUCUCCGAUUGGCCUUCGCCCUUGAUCCUUACCCAAAUUUAGCCACCAUUGAGUUCUUGGCACAGGAACUGCAAUUGUCUACCCGCACCAUCACUAACUGGUUCCACAAUCACCGAAUGCGGCUCAAACAAAACCCGAAUAGUCCUGGAGACAGUUCACCGUCACGUGACCCUCAACAGCCUCCCCCAGGCCAGCCUCAAGGACAGUCCUUUGACCCACUUCACUUCCGUCUUCUCCUCUCUCAGCGACUAAUGGAGCUGAGGAAGGAGAAAGGCCUGCCACCUACGAUGCCAGGUCUUGGCCCUGGUCUGCACCCAGGUCUCUUCCCACACUUCCCUCAUCUGGGACCACAUGGUCUUGGCAGCCAACCUCUCGAUCGUGAUAUUAGUGGUGGUCUUGAUCUAUCGAUGAAGCCAGAAAAUGACUAUGAUGAUUCUUCACUGGUAGAUGAAGAUUCCAAUAUGUCCGGUGCCAUGAGUCCAAGUGGAGGCGGACGGUCAGAGGGAGAAGGUGACGACCGUGAUGGACGGGGAGCCCCUUCACCUGUCUCUCGGUCUUCUCGUCGAAAGCCCGCUGCUCCUCAAUGGGUCAAUCCUUCCUGGGCGUCUGGUGAGGGUGGUAAAGAGCGAGAAGUGAUAAUUAACGGAGUAUGUGUCAUGCAAACCGAUGAUUAUCGCUUGCGAGAACAGGAAACGGUGCGUAUUGAGCCAACCCCAGUAGAUGAGGCUCGCGCCCGUUCACUCAAGGAAGAAGGCGAAGACGAAACGGAAGAAGAACAACAGCAACUGCCAGUCUCCACUGUCUCAUCUUCCCCGUGCCCAGACACCAUGGAGACAGAUCCGGCGACGUUGCAAGAAGAAGAUCCUUCCACCGUGCAAGAGGAGCCAACGCCCAACCAGGAGACCAUCAAGCAGGAGGCUGAAGUAGAGGAGGAUGAAGAGGCGUGAUGCUAGCAUCGGCCUAAAGCGACGCUUUUGGAUUCCAGAGUUUAUCCCGUUGUUCUUAGCGUGUUGUUGUUCGUGCAUUAUACCAAAUGUUUCGUCCCGUCGGCAAGUGAUGAGCUUCGCAAAGUCGGACGAUGAUGCCAAGGUAUUGUAUCGCCAGAGAGCCUCGUGGAAUCUCUUAGGCACAUUGUGGGCCUUUAAAAUCACAAUUUAGACUCUCAAGUCAUAAGUCCUACAAAAUGUCAACCUCUGUUAUUUUAUUAUGAAAUGUUCGUGUGUUUUACUUGUUAACUUGUCUAAAGAUUUGUAUAUAUAUUUCCCAAGUUUUUGAUCAAGCUCCCCUUAGGUUAGGUGACUUCAGGUAUUUAGAAUGCCAUAAUGCUGAACUGUUCUCUGCUUGUUGCCAACGUGACAGUGGUGGGAACUCCGACCUCUGUACAGUGCUUAGUGUGUACGGAACUUGCCACGACCGCUCGUCCAAGGCGGUCACACAAGACGAGUGUUUCGUACCAGUGAAAUGGUCGAAUCCUGACAUAUGUAAUAUAUAUAUAUAUAUAUAUAUAUAUAUAUAUAUAUAUAUAUAUAUAUAUAUAUAUAUAUAUAUAUAUAUAUAUAUAUAUAUAUAUAUAUAUCUCGUAUGCCCCUGUGAGAUAAUGAUAUAUUCCGGUGAUCCCUUCAUUGACCAAAUAGUACAGAGUAGAACCAAAUAGUAUCCCUGUUCCCCCCAACCCGAGUGAGACUAGCAAGUUACCGUUAAAUAAAAACUAUACAAAUGGAGACUGUGGCUUGGGUACAGGUAAACCUCUCUGUGUGGCCCAGGAAACAAAUGUUCGAGACUGUUAGUUCUAGUCUUAUUUUUCUCAACUAAUUUCACAUUUUCAUCGUUCAGUGAACUAUGCGUAUAUGAAAUAUCCAUCUAGUCUAUGGAUUCAGCAUUGGUUAUUCAAGGUUUCAUGAUCUCUCGUAGCCCUUCACCGUGUGUUCAAAGAAGAGAACUUUUCUUCCAGCUUCAAGAGUGCAAAGAGACCAUUGUAAAUGUGCAAGAAAAAGCCCAGUUGUAAGCCCCAUUCUCGGCUCGGAAUACACAGAUGGCUACAAACUAAUCGAAUGGUGUAGCUAAGAAGGAAACGCAGGACAUCAAGAAUCAAUCUGCUUGGAGCACCGUUCACCCUUAACAAUCAUCCACACACACACACGCGCGCGCGAAUGACGAUGCCCCAAGUGAUACUUGAGCACUCUGAUGGCUGGUGAUGUGCUGGACGCUACCCUGUGCCCGUGGAGGUUCUUAGGGCAAGGGAGGAGGGCAUUACUAUCCACUCAUCACCCGCUGGUCCAGAGGCCAUGAGUGGAGGAUGGGACAGAGGCUGUACCACUUGUCUUGUUAUUGGUUAUAGGAUUUAAGAAUGAGUACUUCGUGGAAACUUGCACUAUAUUUGGAUAGAAUUAACAUGUAUUACUUAAAAUUCCAUUUUUAUUGUAAUUAGCUAUUUUAUGUACAGGUUAUUACUAAUCUAAUUAAAAAGAAAGUAAAGGUUGUCAAGAGUUACUUACACACACACGAAAAGGAACUCGCCCAAUCAAAUUUGCUGACGUACUCCUUGUAAGCAUUCAUUGUAUCAUCAACUUGUUAAUUAAGUUAACGAUACAUUGUCAUUACCUGACCCAUGAUUACAGCGUAUCACAAAUUAAACUGCAAAUCCAAGAAUAGAGAAUCACUACUUUCAAGAUAGUUAUGCUAUUAAUUUACAAACGACUACAGUACAAAAAUUACACACACACAUAUACAUAUACACACACACACACACACACACACAUAUAUAUAUAUAUAUAUAUAUAUAUCAGAAAAAUAAAUUCCAAACAACACUUAAUAUUUGCGUUGUAGUUUUUAUCUGUUAAUUAUAGACUUUUUAAAUGUUAAACUUCAAAGUGUAGUCCGCGAUUAGCACUGAAACGGAGGCAGUGAGACUUCUUUCAUAUAGUAACAAUCCUCGCAGCUGUCACCACUCAUCUCAGACGUCUUCCCUCCAGCAAGGAAAAUCAUGCUCCUUAGACCUCUUCCCGCCACCACCACCAGUUCCCUCACUCCUCCAAGUCUGUAUUCUUGCUGUUUAAGAUUCACUACUUGGAACAAAAAGUUCCAAGUAGCACGGGCUAUGGUGAGCCCGUUGUGGACUUACCUGGCACAGGAGCCCAGGGGCUGUAACUGCCCAAGUCUGUAUCUGGCUUCCCAUUAUAACCUACCUCAACAGUGGACCCAACUUGCCCUAACACUAUACCUACCCCAGCUGUGACUACGACUUACCUUAACACUAUAUCUACCCCAGCCGUGACCACGACUUAUCUUAACACCAUACCUACCCCCCGACACUAAACGCGACCUGCCCUAACAUCAUACCUACCUCAGUAAUGAAAACGACUUGUCCUAAUACUUUACCUACCCCCCAACAAUGAACAGUAUUUGCCUUAAUACAAACUCCAUUGCCCUUCCCAGCAUAAACCUUGCCCUAAAUAUGGAGUUGACUUUACUGGCAGCCAGAGGAGACUGGGACCUGACCUCCGCGAUCACCGGGGGGCCUGACCACCCUACAUGGGUCCGUGUGAAGGCCGCCAGACUAUUGUGGUGGGCGGAGAGUGACAUUUGAGCUGGUAUUCCCGCCAAACGAUUUGUUCAAAUUUUCCAUGUGACCGAUAAUGAUAAUUGUGACCGUUCCGGGGAAUGUCUCGUGUCUCGUGUACGUAUGUUCUAAUGUGUACGUACGUGGGAUGUGUACAUUAUUACAUGUACGUGUGCAAGUGGGCACGACAUGCCAUAUGAUCUCGAAAAUUUAAUGUGAAUCUAAAGGAAGAGAACAAUUACCAUAAUUUUUUAUUAUGGACCCUGAUUUUUCCGUGAACAAUCGAGGGAACCUCUUCCGAUGCUUCCAAUACCCUGUGUCCCCCCUCGCAGGAAGACAUAAAUUAUAUGAACAACUCAAUACGACCAUCAUUAACAAAAGACUAGGUUCCGCCCGCUGGUUCUUCCUCCAUGUUUUCUGUAGAAAGUUAUUAUAAAUCCCACGAAAAAAAGGCGAAUUUAAAACCUUAUAGAAAGUAAAUACAGAGUUGAUUUUUUUGUAUUUUAGAAAAUUCAGAAGCCAGAGCUUAUUUAGUGUACAAAACAGUGAUGGUGGAGAAAUUGGAAGUGGUGAGGAAAGAGGUGGUUUUGGUGAUACAGGAAGAUGUAGUGGUCGUGGAGGAAGGGGCUGUGGUGGAGAAAGAGGUGGUGGUGGUGGUGCUGAUGGAAGAGGUGACAGAAGAGGAUAAAGUGGUGAUGGUCUGGGGAGAGAGAAAGAGGCCAGUUGCUGGCGGUGAUCAAGUGGGGACUAAUCUAAUUUGCUGUGUCACAUCCAUCACACAUUUAUGGAUGUGGCAACAAGCCUGUGUAAGUCAUUUGCGCUUUCCAUUUGUUCGUGGAAAUGAGGGAAAGGCUGAAUGAUGGACCCCUGGCCGGAAUAAUGAGCUGAUGCAGAUUUUGAUUUGCAAUUUGUUCUGUUUUGCAUAUUCUUCUUUUCGUGUAUCUAGCGAUACCGCUCAGACGAGUUGAGGUCGAGAUAGAGAGUUCCUUUUAUGUGUGUGUAUAGGGACUGUGUUUUUCUCAACAAUAAUUACUUCCCGUUAUUUUGCAGUUAAGUUAUAAAAUAACAAGAUAAAUAUAGUACAAUUUUCCACACAAAUGAUGUUUGUUUUAAGUAGGACAAAGUAUUUUAUAUUUUUAUUCAAUAAGUUGUCGUUAGUUGAACGUUUACCUGUGUGUGAUACCAGUGAUUCUUCAACUUGAAGAUAGCUAUGAGUUGAUGAGUUCCCUCUGACGUCAGCAGUCCUGUGAUGACUUGGGUCUGACGUCACGAGGUGAUGGUCACAAGUUAUGGUGAGGUGACGUGUGUUCAACGUUACAGUGGUCACAAAUAUACUGUGUAACGUUACAAUGGUCACAAGUUACGGUGUGACGUGUGUAGUCACAAGUUAUGAUGGUCAGUCCUCGUAAAACUAUAUUUAUUGUUUAAUGAUGUUGCAAGAUGUGUAAGAAUAACAAGACGAUUUUUUUUCCAAGUCAUUUUUUUUAUUGUUCUUAUUCGUUGAUUAUUUAUAUAUAUUAUUACAAUUUUUAAAGACAAUUUUUUUCACUCGUGUUAAGCUGUUAACUUUGUAAAUAAUUUAGCUGUGAAGGACAAGAUAGUGACAGAGAAACGUUCCGGGGCGCUGAGAGCGUGACUGCAGGUAGGGAAGUAACAAAUCGACAAGGCUUUCCAUUACAAGUCUAACUCGUUAUAGAGUGUAAGGUGUACAUGUUAAGGUGACUAAGAGUGAGCCAGAGCAGCUCGCCACCACACAGCAAGGCCAGUUUGUCCCCCCAGAAGUAACACAUUGCGUGAAAAUUAUUAUUAUGUAAUUCUGAUUCGUUUCGUAGUAGGACUAUUCCUUUUCCAUGUUCUUGUAGCAGGUAGUGUUUAUCCUAUUGUGGGGUGGUAAUUGGCGAGUCUUGUGAACCCUCUCCCUCCAUCUCACAACGUAGCGCUCGUUACCACACACUGCGGACUGAGUCCUGAACGUGUACAGCGGGUGAAGUGAGAGAGGGGGAAGGCUUUCCCCUAUGUUGGAGGGGGCGGCGGCCCUGGUGGACGUUGGCCUCCACACACUCGUCAACCUACUGACUUGUGAAACAUGCUUAAUGAUUAAUUCGGAGACCAUUAAUGUGAUUAAACGCAGAGUUCAUUAAAUCACUUAACGAUACAUGAUGGGUUCAUUAAAUCUAUUUGAUCACUGAUGGAAAUGAGUUCAUCAGGUGUACUUAGUGAUUAGCACCGAGCUCAUGAACUGACUUCGACAUUUUUAAUUAAUUUAUUAAGUUAUUGCAACUCCAUUUACAAAUGCAAUUUCGUAAUUUGCGCCGAGAUGGUCGAUUAUCAGAUAAUCGCAAGAGGCACUGACAACUUGUUCCUGUAUGACGGGGCAAGAAGGUGCUAACUCACCCCGUUCAUCGAGGUGUAGUUUCCUUAAAGGAGUCAGUGAGUUAUCUAAUUAUUCAGUUAGAACCUCAUGCUGAAGUUCAGUAAACGUCUCACAAGUCUGAGUUCAGUCUCCGGAGCCCACUCAUGGUCAUUACCCUGGGAGAUAAUGUAAUUAUCUUCCCUUAUUGUACUCUUAUUGAUGCGACUUUCAAGUUAAAACAAGGAGUAAGCUAUAGUGACCUAAAUGGAAUAUAUAUAUAUAUAUAUAUAUAUAUAUAUAUAUAUAUAUAUAUAUAUAUAUAUAUAUAUAUAAAACAGGUCAAGUUCCGUUAAAUGAUUAACGUCUUGAUAAUUUAUUCAUAUACAUCUUGAUUCUGUACAACUAUUAUGAUAUGAAUUCGUUUUGGACCAAAAUAACUUAGCAAGCUCACCAAAGCUCAGUACCGCCUAAAUUCGACUGACAUUAAAUAAUCAAAUAAUCAUUCAAAUAUGUAACAUUGUGAUAACAAGAUCCUGCCCAGUCGGACCAGGCGAAUCUUACUCCAAGACAAACGAUUCUGUCUAAAAAAGUACGAUAAUAUGAAUACAGUAAUACGUCAGUAUAAGCGUGGUUUGUUAAUUGUUAUAAAAAUACUUGCAAGUUCAUCGGACAAUGCAAUUAGGGGGGGGGAAGGAUGGCCUUUACUGCUCUAUAUUUUGGAACUCAAAUAGCAAGAGCUGGUCUCACCUAAUUAUUCCCAACAACGCAAACGGUGACUAACAGCCAGGUAGCCAGCUGUCUACCAGUUGUGGUGACCAUCUGGUAGGUAAUGGCCAGUUGUGCCUGCCGUGCUCGACAGUGCGUGGCGUCUAAGGAAGGCUCAACUUUGGACCCCAAAUCCCUGCUCCGCUCCCAGCCCCGUCGGCAAGCUGACCAAACAUGGGCUCAGUUUGCAACUUUUUAACAAUAACAAACUGAAUGCAAACCGUUUUUUACAAAGACAAUCAAUUAUUCCCCCACCCUUCCCUCUCCACUUUAUCUAACGAUCUUCCCUCAUGACUAUAACAAUGUAAAGAUAAUAGUUGAGAGAUAGUAUCAUUUGAGGAGGAUGUGAUUUGAGAUUUGUUUAAUUGUGACGAAGUUCAUUACUUACCCCGAUAAAAAGAGAAUAGUAACUUUGAGUCUCAAAGUUCUCAAAUCUUAUAAUCACUUCCCUCCGUAACCAACCUUUACACAUCUCCUGACCUGUAGCUGACACACUGAUCGGUAGAAAAAUAUAUAUAUAUGAAUUAGAAUUCCAAUGUCUGUUGUUUUCUUAUUAAGUAAUUAGGAGGUGUUGAUAACGCGAUCAGAACAGCCAGGCCCUCCUGGUUAAUCUCCGUAAGGAUCAUAUUACCAAGAUAAUUAUCAUAUUGUUUGUAAUUAAUUGUGUGGUUUUCGUGCCUUCCUUGUUUCUUUGUUCGUUGAUUUGUUAGUUUGUUCUCCCGAUAGUCACGCAGUAUUCCUAUCUCACACAGAAAUUCUACUAUAUACGUUCUUGUCCGUCGAAGGAAUUUUUGAAUUUUAUCAUAAUUAGCAUAUUGAAUUUUUCUGUAUAGUAAACCUGUAUAGUGUCCUCUUAGACAAUAUUUCAUUCCAGUGAUAUUCCAAAACCCCGUAUGCUGAAUAGUGAAUGAAAAUGUGGUGUGUUCAACAAGCCUUAGAUGUGGUUGUCAACAAAAAUUUACUUAAUGAAAACCGCUUAUGUGUGAACAGUGAUUACUGACUAGUUGUGGGAGGUUCAGGUUUAAGUGCUGACGCGCGCAUUAGUGACAGAUCUGUGUGUGUAUGUGCGCAGUGCAGUGACCGUACGGUGCAGCGCAGUGACGGUGCGUAUGGCGGAUGACAAUGUGCGCACAGGCCCGUGGACGCAUCUCCCAAAUGUGAUGUUCAUAUGUUAUCUUACUCACUAGAUAGCAAACAUGACAUAAUAUUAAUCCCUGCUUGCAUAAUAGAGAUGAUUUUUUUCCCCCUUGAUUGAAAAUAAUGGAUUAUUAAAGCAAUAUUGUGACUACAAAAAAAUUGAUUUAUUAAGCGAGAAAAAUAAACAUAGGAGAAAAAUAAUGGGGAAAUAUUUUAAGCUAUAUUAGUGACUACAACCAAAAAUAUAUUGAGGCCUAUAAUAGGUGAUGCUUUGACGAGUAUCAGAAAACACGCUUAAGUGAAUUUCUGUGCAAGGAAGGGAUAGAGAGCCCAUGUGUUCGGACCCGCGGCGGUGUUCGAACAAAACGACGUGUACGACACCUGUUGUGGUGUUCGAAUGAGGUGUGCUAGGGACGAUCUGUUGUGCCAAUUGCCAAGUUUCUUCUUCUGUGUCAUCAAUAAGGGUCAGUAUGGCAUUUAUCUAUUGAGCAUUUUACGCCCUUAUCUACUUAUACUUACAGUCACAAGAUAGGUAGAGCCCACCACCCUUAGUGGAGACACUGUAGGGGUCAUCCACACUGUAUGGUGUAUGUAGACUACAGUGCGUUCACUACCAUAUACAGCCCAUCCUGCAAGAAAAUUUUGCAUUGUAAGAUUUUAAAUUAAGUUUAAUAUUAUUGUACAUAAAAUAUUCAUAUCAGUCUGUAUGUCUUUUGAGAUUUCUAAAUUAAAACUAUUUGUCUGUAUUUAUACAGAAUA